GGCUCAGUCUACAAUCGGACGUUGCUCGGUGCGUAGCAAAGCGCAAAAAUAAACGUGAAAGCUCUCAAGUGGAAUUGUGAUCAAAGCAAACAACUUUUGAUUUCAAGUCACUCUGGGUUUGUGAAGAGUUAAAAAUUUUUAAUUAAUUUACUGCCAGCAGCAGCAAAAUCGGGUGUAACUUUUACGUUAUAAUUUCACAGCAUACAUUCAUCAGUCGAGCAAGCGCAGUGUCCGUCGAACGUUUAUCAAGAUGCCGGAAUUAACACCAGUUCAGGAGUACUAUAAUGGCAAGACCAUAUUUAUUACUGGCGCCUCUGGGUUUAUGGGCAAGGUUUUGGUCGAAAAAUUGUUGUACUCAUGCUCCGCUUUAAAGGAGAUCAUUAUCAUUGUUCGCCCAAAGCGCGGAAAGAGCCCCGAAGUGCGUUUGGAGGAGAUGUUCAAGUUGCCGAUUUUCCAACGUAUACGAGAGGAAAAGCCGGAAGUGCUAAAGAAGGUCACCAGUUUCAAUGGCGAUGUGACUUAUGAAAAUCUUGGUCUCAGUGGUGAAAACUUGAAAUAUGUCACCGAUAAUACAAAUAUCGUGUUCCACAUGGCGGCCACCCUAAAGCUGGAGGGUAAUUUAAAGGAUGCUAUUGACAUGAAUACAACAGGAACGCGUCGCGCUCUGGAUAUUUCUAAACAAAUGAAGGGUCUUGAGGCUUUCGUACAUGUGUCUACUGCUUUCUGUAACUGCGAUCAGGAGGUUAUGUACGAGAAGGUAUAUGAAUACCCACACAAACCAGAGGAUCUCAUGCGCAUGGUUGAAUGGAUGGAUCUUAAGACCUUGGAGUCCAUCACACCCGAGUUGAUGAAACCCCACCCAAAUACAUACACCUACUCAAAGCGUUUGGCUGAGAUUUUGGUGCGUGACCACUACGAGACCAUGCCGGUGAUUAUAGCGCGUCCCAGUAUCGUCACGCCUGCUGUGCAGGAACCUUUUCCGGGUUGGGUGGAUAAUCUGAAUGGGCCCACUGGUGUAAUGAUCGGAGCUGGAAAAGGAGUAAUACGCUCAAUGCUAUGCAAUGGUGAAUUAAAAUCGGAGAUCAUACCAAUUGAUAUGGCCAUAAACGGUUUAAUUCUGUUACCAUACCGUUUAAAUAUUAUGGAAAAGAGGCCACAAAAUAUACCAGUCUAUAAUCUAACGGUACCCGAAACGAAAAAGCGCACUUGGAAAUGGAUUAUGGAUGUUGGACGUGAUCUAGGUAUAAAAUAUCCAUUCGAAGUUGGGCUUUGGUAUCCAGACGGCAAUAUUACUACCAACAAGAUUUAUCACUGGUUCUGCGUUGUUAUGUUCAUGUGGUUGCCAGCUUAUGCUGUGGAUUUAUUGUUAACCAUUUUCGGCCAACGUCGUUUCAUGGUGCGUGUUCAGACACGGAUUGCAACCGGCUUGGAUAUGCUGCAGUUUUUCACCACGCGCUACUGGGACUUCAAAUCACAAAACUUUGAGCAAAUCCAAGAGGUGUUAGACCCACGCGACAAACUCAUGUUUAAAAUCGAAAUGAAUGACGUCGAUGACUAUGAUUAUUUGCGAGGGUGCAUUCUCGGCGGACGUCAAUAUGUAAUGAAAGAACCACUAUCCUCAUUGCCCCGGGCGAGGACGCAGAUCAAAAUGUUAUACGUUUUGGAUCGGGUUUGCAAAUUUGCAUUUUUGGCUGGAAUCUUAUACUGGUUGUGUUCGAAAAUUAAUUCCUUCGGAUUCCUACGCUUCACUGCAAUUGAAAAUUUAAAAUAAGCUUGCUUUGUUUUUCUUGUGUUUUAAAUAUCAUGUUCGUAAUUGUAUGUAUGUAUGUAGAGUUUUUUAACUUUUUUUCCACUGUCACUGUAAAUAGUUGCGGCACCUUUAUCGUUACAUUAUAUAGAAUAUAGCAGCGCAAUGUCUUUAAUAAAUAAUAGUUAGUUUGCACCACCA
Messenger RNA from Bactrocera tryoni, 1948 nucleotides. RefSeq names its product putative fatty acyl-CoA reductase CG5065. Gene Ontology annotation, biological process: long-chain fatty-acyl-CoA metabolic process. The record is from RefSeq and is a predicted model, not a curated record. Gene Ontology annotation, molecular function: alcohol-forming very long-chain fatty acyl-CoA reductase (NADP+) activity. Lineage: Eukaryota; Metazoa; Arthropoda; Insecta; Diptera; Tephritidae. The coding region runs from base 251 to 1771 and encodes 506 amino acids. The transcript has 9 exons. Gene Ontology annotation, cellular component: peroxisome.